AUGUUGCCAGCGCAGGAGGCCGCCAAGAUCUACCACACCAACUACGUGAGGAACGCCCGAGCCAUCGGCGUCAUGUGGUCCGUCUUCACCAUCUGCUUCGCCAUCAUCCUGGUGGUGGUCUUCAUCCAGCCCUUCUGGAUAGGUGACAGCGUCAACACCCCUCAGGCGGGAUAUUUCGGCCUCUUCCACUACUGCAUCGGCAAUGCUCUCACCUCGGAGCUGGUGUGCAAAGGUAGCGUUCUGGACUUCGCGUCGAUCCCGUCGGGUGCCUUCAGGACCGCUUUGUUCAUGGUCGGUUCGGGGAUGUUGUUGAUCGUGGGCACCAUCAUUGGGCUGAGCCUCUUCUGGUUUCUCAACGCUGGAAGUGUUUAUAAGAUAUGUGCCUGGAUGCAGCUGGCUGCAGCGGCCCUUUUAACCGUGGGCUGCCUAAUCUACCCGGACGGCUGGGACGCGCCGGAGGUGAAGCGCAUGUGCGGGGAGCGUACGGACAAGUACACGCUGGGCAACUGCACGGUGCGCUGGGCCUUCAUCCUCUGCAUCAUUGGCAUCCUGGACGCCCUGCUGCUCUCCCUCGUGGCCUUCACCCUCGGCAACCGACAGGACAAGCUGCUGCCCGACGACUUUGAAGUGGAAGGAGCCUGAAUGGAGCCUUUAUUGGGAAGCAUCAGCAGAACUGGUUCAUGUCAGCAGACAUAAAGACACUGAAGAGGCCAGCUUGACA
Messenger RNA from Engraulis encrasicolus (European anchovy), 721 nucleotides. Its product is annotated as LHFPL tetraspan subfamily member 5 protein-like. Gene Ontology annotation, cellular component: plasma membrane. The transcript is spliced from 4 exons. The record is from RefSeq and is a predicted model, not a curated record. NCBI's taxonomy places the organism in Eukaryota, Metazoa, Chordata, Actinopteri, Clupeiformes, Engraulidae. Gene Ontology annotation, biological process: detection of mechanical stimulus involved in sensory perception; sensory perception of sound. The coding region runs from base 1 to 642 and encodes 213 amino acids.